Lymnaea stagnalis (great pond snail) is the source of this 12960-nucleotide messenger RNA. The record is from the annotation of a GenBank genome assembly. NCBI's taxonomy places the organism in Eukaryota, Metazoa, Mollusca, Gastropoda, Lymnaeidae.
GGUGAUUUGUGUCGGACGCAGUGUUCAAGUGUCCACAACUUCUACAGCCGAUUCAUCGAGGAGGCCAUAAUGCGUCAAUACUUGGUCAAGUGCCUCGACAACUGUCCAGGUACGAGACUUAAGUCAUGUAGGCCCCGAAAAUCAACUCGUUAGAGAGUACUAAAGCCUGAAGCCGGGUAUUGUCUUUAAGUUGGAGUCGAAUAUGUUUAGUGUCAUUCACUUAAAAUUGAUUGUAUGUCAAUGUACUGAUCCUAAUCCGGGGUUAUCACGCGUGGUCAAACGUAUCCGGAAAUUUGAUCGACGGUAAAUUGAUCGACGGUAAUUUGAUCGAACGGAAAUUUGGUCGAAACUUUUUUCUUCUUCAGUUUUUACAUUAAAAUUUUGCUUCAAAUUUCUUUUUGAACGCAUUAUUUUAUUUUACUAUAUAGUAUAGUGCGUUUAAAAAGAUAUUUGACGAAAAUUUUGACGUGUGGACUGAAAAAAAUAUUCGAUUUUUUUUUUUUGGUCUUUUAAAAUUUAAACAAUUGUUCCGUAUUUUUUAUAAGAUUAGGUUGUCCAAUAGUUUAGGAACUCAUAUCAGAAAUGCAUACGCUCAAUAUGGGCUGACAAUUACAUCAUGGAACGUAAUCAUAACAAAAUAAACACAGCCUGUUUGAUUGCCCAGUACUAUGUUUUUGUAGAGUUAUUUGAUUAGACCAGGGGUGGGGGGCAAACUACAGCCCGCGGCCCGCAUGCGGCCAGGCAACUGAUAUUAUGCGGCCCUCGAAGGCAAUUUAGAAAUUAAAAAAUACUUGUUAUUACGUUAUUUUGUUGAGUUUUACAGAAUUUCAUAUAACUUUAUGAUUGUUUUAACAUUUUUGAUCAAGUUUCUUUUUAAUUUUUCUCUUUUUUAAAACAGUCCUUCACUUUAGUCAUGCACUUCUAAAAUUCGAACUUACCGAUUUUAAUAUAGAUAAAUGUUUAUUGACAUGUAAACAUUGGACACAUAAUAUACAUGCGGCCCACCAGUAGCUUUACAUUUGUCCAUGCGGCCCACCAGUAGCUUUACAUUUGUCCAUGCGGCCCACCAGUAGCUUUACAUUUGUCCAUGCGGCCCACCAGUAGCUUUACAUUUGUCCAUGCGGCCCACCAGUAGCUUUACAUUUGUCAAUGUGGCCCACCGCACAAAAAAGUUUGCCCACCCCUGGAUUAGACAAACAUAAGCUCGUCUCUUCUGUACCUAGGGGUACGAUACCAACCGACUUAACAAUGCGACUCUAGUGCUGUUCGCACGUUCUAGAUUAGCAUAACUUUCAGCGAUGUCUAAGGGUUCUUAAAUAAAAAAAAAGUAAAAAAAAAUCCCAUUGCAGAUCAGGGUUGGCAGAGUCUAAGCCUUAAAUUUUUUCAGUGAACUAUUUGCCAGUUACAGUUGAUGAUUUCCGAAGUUUUCUUUCAGUCGCCGCCUCUAGCACUACGGAAGCCACGCCCACUGCAAGAACCAGCACCUCAACGACGACCACGCCCCCCGCAAGAACAAGUACUUCAACGACGACCACGCCCACCACAAGAACAAGUACUUCAACGACGACCACGCCCACCACAAGAACAAGUACUUUAACGACGACCACGCCCACUACCAGAACAAGCACUUCAACGACGACCACGCCCACUACCAGAACAAGCACUUCAACGACGACCACGCCCACUACCAGAACAAGCACUUCAACGACGACCACGCCCACCACAAGAACAAGCACUUCAACGACGACCAUGACCACGCCCACAACAAGAACUUCAACAACAGCCACGCCCACAACAAGAACAAGCACCUCAACGACGACCACGCCCACUACCAGAACAAGCACCACAGCAACAUCCUCAUCGACAUCGACAACCGCACCCACAGUAACAACACCCAGCAACCAAGGUAAAUUCCCACGCAGCUGUUCGUUAUCUGACUCUAUUUCAUUUCCCCUCUCCCACCCUCUCACCAUCCCCUACCACCCCCACCACCUCUGGACUGUCAACUAUUUUUAAUAAUUAGUUUGUUAGUUUGACAAAAUGCUUAAUUAAAAAAAAACCACACACACAAACUUCAUGCCGUGUGUUACGCACUGUAUCAGUAGGGAGUAAAUAAAUCUCCUAUUUACAUAAUAUAUGGCUCGUUUCAAAACAGUACAUAACAAAAGAUGAUACCAAAAGAUAAAAACAGUAACAAAGAAUACGAUACUCGAAACAGGGCUAAUUACAAUUAAUAAGUUUUAUUAAGUUAAUAAUAAAGUACAAAAGUCAAAAAGAAAUAUAAUUAAAAACUAUUAACUUAUAUAAUAUUGUGUGGCUGGUACCAGGACAAUGUCGAAUAAAACAGAAUGUGCAAAAAAGGUACAAAUAAUGAAACGAAUUCCACUGUAGACAAAGCACUCAAACGUACCAAAAUAACUCUCUCUCUCCCUGGUAUGCGUGCCACUAGCCUGUAUUUAUAGCCUAUUCCAUAGAAAAUUCAAGGUCAGAAUACGCAUCGUAAUAGGGACUCAAACAUUCUACAGUCCCCUACCGCAUUCGAGUAAAGAAACAUACGCUAUAUUGGUUUGUGGUAAGCGAGAUCAAAGGGAGUAAGAUACGCCCAAUAAUAACGCAGGUGAAUUGGGGGUCAGCUUAAGGUCGUUCACCAGGAAAAGAUUAAAUUGGGAUAAAACUAGAACGCAUGUGUGUAUAACACCAUGUUUCACCAAGAUAUUAGUUGUUAAAGGGAAUGCUGUCAUUUCAAAAGUUUGGGAUGUUUAAAAAAAAAAAUAAUAAUUCUGUUUGUUUUCAACUAGAAAUCGUCACCUAGGGUAACGUUGUGAAAAAAAGGAUGUUUUAAAAAACAACAACAUAUUUUUGUUGUAAAGUGUUUUAAAUUAUGGAUGACAUCCACAAAUGGAUGACAUCCACAAAUGGAUGGAUAUGGGGGUUGGGUAGGCGGAGAAGUCGCGUAAAAACUCAUCAAAUAACAACACACAUAAAAAGCCAACAUUAAGCGUUACUCAGAACAAAAACAAACAUACGACUAAAACAACAACAACCAUUUCUUCCAGAAUGUGGUGCCUCGUUAGCCCAUCGCAAGAAGGUGAUCAACGGGGUGGAUGCCACGGAGUGCCAGUUCCCUUGGGUGGCCCACGUCACAGGACAGAACGACGGACAGAUCUACUGCGGUGGUUCCAUCAUUGACAGCCGUCACGUGAUCACAGCCGCCCACUGCCUGAGAAACCGGUGAGAUAUAGUAGGGGAUUUUAAAUACGUGAAGUUCACUUCGCGGAGAAUGUUUGUAGAGGUUGAUAGAGUACAUGCUGGCGGUAUUCGCGUAGCGAGACACUGUGCCACCCGGUGCGGACCGAAAGGCUUAAAAAAAAAAACAAAGCCAUUUUCCAAUUCUAGCUUAUUUUCAUUGGAAAAAUAAUUGGCAGCCUUGAAUGGGUAUCUAGAUCCACGUUUAGUCAAUUUUCUUUUAUUCUUGUCAUCGCACUAAACGUUCAAUGCUUUUAUCCCAUGGGGCUCAAGGGACCCCAUCCCAGGCGCACUUAAAACCACUAUCUAUGGACAAUAAAUGGAUAGCUAUGUGUCCCUUUGUUGUCUGGAAAAUAUUAUAGAGAUUUAUUGAACUCAGGCAAAUAAUAAGCUGCACUUGUAAUUGUAUGCACACAAUCACACUGGCUGAAGUUAAUUUUAUUAAAUGGCUGCAUCUCAUGCUGGUUCCUAACGUCUGCAUUUCGAGGAAUUGUAAAGUUAAGAAGUAAAGCUAAUCCACCUUUUUGCAUGUGCGGUACAACUAAGGUUACUCUAAGAACACCUAAAAUAAAGACAUGCAAAUAUAAAGAAUUUAAAAAAAAAAUCAAGAUGAGUUAAACACAAUAAAAAGAAAGUAAUUUAAAAUUUCGUUGAAUGCAUUCAGCUGUCACAUAGGCCUGCAUUCAAUUGUCACAUAGACCUGAAUCCAAUUGUCACUUAGGCAUACAUUCUGUUGUCACAUACGCCUGCAUUCAGCUGUCACAUAGGCCUGCAUCCAGCUGUCACAUACGCCUGCACCCAGCUGUCACAUAGGCCUGCACCCAGCUGUCACAUAGGCCUGCACCUAGCUGUCACAUAGGCCUGCACCAAGCUGUCACAUAGGCCUGCACCCAGCUGUCACAUAGGCCUGCACCCAGCUGUCACAUAGGCCUGCACCAAGCUGUCACAUAGGCCUGAAUUGAGAUGUUAUUUUAAGCCAUCCCGUGUCAUCAAAAGAAACUGAGCCUACGCCCUUAUGUUACGAUCCCCCGGUUCAGCGCUUCCUGAACUUCAUUUUGGCGGACUGGUGUCCAAGUUUCCAUUGCACCCUAGACCGCGGUCCGUUUCAUUAAAUGUUCUUUCGCUCUGACCAUAAAUAUGUCAUGACAUAUUGUUAAACCGUAGACAAUUCUAUAGGACUCAAAUACAUAUUACCAUCUAAUACUAGCCGGCCAUUUUUAAAAAAAUAUUUUGUGUGUGUGUGUUUUAAAUACAAACAAAAUUAACACCCGAUAAAACUCCUUCCCCCCCCCCCCCCUUGAUACAAGUUUUCUUCCUAGGGAUUUCAGUGGCAUAGCUAGGGUGUUUGCCGCACGGGGCAAUCCAAGAUGUUUGCGGCCUACAUUCAGGAAAAAGCCCUCUGCAUUUGCCCAAAAAUUCUGCCACCAACCCCGAUAAUGAAAAAAAAUUUGCCCCGCCCUGUGGGGGGGGGGGGCAUCCCCUCUUGACCCUCUGCUACCCCUAUGCUACUGGGCAAUUUAACUUUAGUUUGUAUCAUAGUGUAUGCACAUUUUGAGGAGAAUAAUCUCACUUGCUUAAUUUAAAUUCCACACUUUCAAUUAACGGCCAGGCGUUGAGAACAGUUGAGAUGUAUGUCACCUUCAGGGUGCAGAUGUGUCUCCUGCAGGGUGCAGGUGUGUCUCCUUCAGGNGGUGCAGAUGGGUCUCCUGCAGGGUGCAGUUGUGUCUCCUGCAGGGUGCAGAUGUGUCUCCUGCAGGGUGCAGAUGUGUCUCCUUCAGGGUGCAGAUGUGUCUCCUUCAGGGUGCAGAUGUGUCUCAUUCAGGGUGCAGAUGUGUCUCAUUCAGGGUGCAGAUGUGUCUCAUUCAGGGUGCAGAUGUGUCUUCUUCAGGGUGCAGAUGUGUCUCAUUCAGGGUGCACGUGUGUCUCAUUCAGGGUGCAGGUGUGUCUUAUUCAGAGUGCAGGUGUGUCUCAUUCAGGGUGCAGAUGUGUCUCAUUCAGGGUGCAGAUGUGUCUUCUUCAGGGUGCAGAUGUGUCUCAUUCAGGGUGCAGGUGUGUCUCAUUCAGGGUGCAGGUGUGUCUUAUUCAGGGUACAGGUGUGUCUCCUUCAGGGUGCAGUUUUGUCUCCUUCAGGGUGCAGGUGUGUCUCAUUCAGGGUGCAGGUGUGUCUCCUUCAGGGUGCAGGUGUGUCUCAUUCAGGGUGCAGCUGUGUCUCCUUCAGGGUGCAGGUGUGUCUCCUUCAGGGUGCAGGUGUGUCUCCUUCAGGGUGCAGGUGUGUCUCCUUCAGGGUGCAGGUGUGUCUCCUUCAGGGUGCAGGUGUGUCUCCUUCAGGGUGCAGGUGUGUCUCAUUCAGGGUGCAGGUGUGUCUCCUUCAGGGUGCAGGUGUGUCUCAUUCAGGGUGCAGGUGUGUCUCCUUCAGGGUGCAGGUGUGUCUCCUUCAGGGUGCAGGUGUGUCUCCUUCAGGGUGCAGGUGUGUCUCCUUCAGGGUGCAGGUGUGUCUCCUUCAGGGUGCAGGUGUGUCUCCUUCAGGGUGCAGGUGUGUCUCCUUCAGGGUGCAGGUGUGUCUCAUUCAGGGUGCAGGUGUGUCUCAUUCAGGGUGCAGGUGUGUCUCAUUCAGGGUGCAGGUUGCACAAUUGACAAAUAAAGGAGCCGAAAAGUUUGGAACGCUGGUGCUCCCCCCACUCCCCCCAUCCCUCUGUCACGUGGUUUAAGUCACCUUCUCCAACUGUUACGUUUGUUAUCUUGUACCCCCACCCCACUGAUUUAAGAAACACAGGUACUUGGGAUUGCCAAUUUAGGUUUGAACUUUGAACUCCACAAUGUAAUUUUUCUAUUGAUUUGCACUUUAUUUGAUAUGGUAAUAUAAUAGCUAGGUUCACUUAUCACUUUUCCUCUUGCACGCGACGCUAGCUUCCCAUAAUAGCUAGGUUCACUUAUCACUUUCCACCUGGCACACGCCACUAGCUUCCCAUAAUAGCUAGGUUCACUUAUCACUUUCCACCUGGCACACGCCGCUAGCUUCCCAUAAUAGCUAGGUUCACUUAUCACUUUCCACCUGGCACACGCCGCUAGCUUCCCAUAAUAGCUAGGUUCACUUAUCACUUUCCACCUGGCACACGCCGCUAGCUUCCCAUAAUAGCUAGGUUCACUUAUCACUUUCCACCUGGCACAUGCCGCUAGCUUCCCAUAAUAGCUAGGUUCACUUAUCACUUUCCACCUGGCUCAUGCCGCUAGCUUCCCAUAAUAGCUAGGUUCACUUAUCACUUUUCACCUGGCACGCGACGCUAGCUUCCCAUAAUAGCUAGGUUCACUUAUCACUUUCCACCUGGCACACGCCGCUAGCUUCCCAUAAUAGCUAGGUUCACUUAUCACUUUCCACCUGGCACAUGCCGCUAGCUUCCCAUAAUAGCUAGGUUCACUUAUCACUUUCCACCUGGCUCAUGCCGCUAGCUUCCCAUAAUAGCUAGGUUCACUUAUCACUUUUCACCUGGCACGCGACGCUAGCUUCCCAUAAUAGCUAGGUUCACUUAUCACUUUCCACCUGGCACACGCCGCUAGCUUCCCAUAAUAGCUAGGUUCACUUAUCACUUUCCACCUGGCACAUGCCGCUAGCUUCCCAUAAUAGCUAGGUUCACUUAUCACUUUCCACCUGGCACACGCCGCUAGCUUCCCAUAAUAGCUAGGUUCACUUAUCACUUUCCACCUGGCACAUGCCGCUAGCUUCCCAUAAUAGCUAGGUUCACUUAUCACUUUCCACCUGGCACAUGCCGCUAGCUUCCCAUAAUAGCUAGGUUCACUUAUCACUUUCCACCUGGCACACGCCGCUAGCUUCCCAUAAUAGCUAGGUUCACUUAUCACUUUCCACCUGGCACAUGCCGCUAGCUUCCCAUAAUAGCUAGGUUCACUUAUCACUUUCCACCUGGCACACGACGCUAGCUUCCCAGGCUCCUCUUGAUGCCUAAAACCCGGAGUAUUUUUUAUGCUUAAGACCAUCUCGAUUAUUUUAUGUUUGUUUGGACAUCAGACUCAAACAUGUAACUUGUCACCCCAGUUUCUUGGCUAAUAUGCGGAGGGGGCGUUCAGCCCCGGGUGGCACUUUACCCUUUUUAUGUAGGGCGGCUUUUCGGCCAACUGCAGAACUUUCUUCGUGGAAGGGGGUGGGAAAAAUCUUGGCCCCUCCCCUAGCGGCACUAAAUCCCAGCUACGAAACUGUCUGAAGGGCAAUUGACGAGGGACCGUGAAGAGCGUUCGAGAGAAGCUUCGAUGUUUCUGUAAACAUUUUAUGUCUGCUGGCUUGUAUUAUAUUGAAUUGGCUCAUCACUUGAAACAUGAACUAUUUGGAACAUGAACUAUUUGGAACACGAACCAUUUGAAACAUGAACUAUUUGGAACAUGAACAAUUUGGAACACGAACCAUUUGAAACAUGAACUAUUUGGACCACGAACCACUUGAAACAUGAACUAUUUGGACCACGAACCACUUGAAACAUGAACUAUUUGAAACAUGAACUAUUUGGACCACGAACCACUUGAAACAUGAACUAUUUGGAACAUGAACUAUUUGGAACACGAACCAUUUGAAACAUGAACUAUUUGGAACAUGAACUAUUUGGAACACGAACCAUUUGAAACAUGAACUAUUUGGAACACGAACCAUUUGAAACAUGAACUAUUUGGAACAUGAACAAUUUGGAACACGAACCAUUUGAAACAUGAACUAUUUGGACCACGAACCACUUGAAACAUGAACUAUUUGGACCACGAACCACUUGAAACAUGAACUAUUUGAAACAUGAACUAUUUGGACCACGAACCACUUGAAACAUGAACUAUUUGGAACAUGAACUAUUUGGAACACGAACCAUUUGAAACAUGAACUAUUUGGAACAUGAACUAUUUGGAACACGAACCAUUUGAAACAUGAACUAUUUGGACCACGAACCACUUGAAACAUGAACUAUUUGGACCACGAACCACUUGAAACAUGAACUAUUUGAAACAUGAACUAUUUGGACCACGAACCACUUGAAACAUGAACUAUUUGGACCACGAACCACUUGAAACACGAAAUAUUUGGACCACGAAUCACUUGAAACAUGAACUAUUUGGACCACGAACCACUUGAAACAUGAACUAUUUGGACCACGAACCACUUGAAGCAUGAACUAUUUGGACCACGAACCACUUGAAACAUGAACUAUUUGAAACAUGAAAUAUUUGAAACAUGAAAUAUCUGAAACACGAAACACUUGAAACAUGAAAUAUUUGAAACACGAAACACUUGAAACAUGAAAUAGUUGAAACACGAACCACUUGAAACAUGAAAUAUUUGAAACACGAAACACUUGAAACAUGAAAUAUUUGAAACACGAAAGACUUGAAACAGGAAAUAUUUGAAACAUGAAAUAUUUGAAACACGAAACACCUGAAACAUGAAAUAUUUGAAACAUGAAAUAUUUGAAACACGAAACACUUGAAACAUGAAAUAUUUGAAACAUGAAAUAUUUGAAACACGAAACACUUGAAACAUGAACUACUUGAAACUCAACGGGACACACGUUUGUCAUCAACACUUUUCACCUGAAAUUUACUUCUGUCACAUGCAUUUUUGUCUGCCAUUCGUUUCCAGUAAGACUGGUCAGAUAGCCUCACCUUCCAUGGUCAAUGUCAGUGUCGGGUCGUCUAACCGGACAAGACUGACAACUGUUCAAGUCUCAGCCAUCAUCAUGGACCCACGUUACAACUCGGCCACUAAAGGUGAGUAGAGUAGUGCAAGAAGUAGUACAAUGACUAGUACGAGAAGUAGUACAAUAAUUAGCAUUAUAAUUAGUAUAAUAAGUAGUAUAAUAAGUAAUUCAAGGCUGUAUAUUUAUAGUCGAGUAUAAAGAAGGGCAUGGCUUAAUUUUUUAAAUAUUUAUUUUUUAUUUUUUAUUUUUUAUUACACCGAGUUAUUUUUAGUCACCGCACAUUGUCUGCUAACGGAACAUUGUUCAGUUUUGACAAUCAAUUUUUAAUUUUUUGUUUUGUUUUGUCUAUUGAAGAUUACGACACGGCUAUCCUGAGACUGGACAAUGCAUUGACCUUCUCAGAUUGUGUACAGCCCAUUUGUCUGCCCAGUGUCACGGACGAUCCAGCAGCUGCAGACUUUUGCGAGGUCGCAGGAUGGGGUCUUACUAUCUGUGAGUCCAGGUCUUAGGAGGGGGGUCUUUUAUAAAUAUGAAUCCAGGUCUUAGUAAAAGUUAAGUAAGUUCAUGUACGUUUAAACCCGUCUUUGAUAGAAAGUCUUUAUUCAAAAAAUUUUAAAAACAAUUUUUUUAUUACCACAUGAAACUGCUUUUAUUCCAACAAUUGCACACUGGGCUAUUUUACCAGAUGGUAACAAUACAUCAGAAGCAACUAUUCUCCAACACGUGGAGCUGCCCCUUGUUGAUCAGCAACGCUGUCAGAACUCCUACUUCACUGGCCCAGAGACCAUUAAUGAGCUUAAGCUCUGUGCUGGGGACUACUAUCAGGGUGGCAGGGACACGUGCAGUGUAAGUAGAAAUCUUUUAACUACCACCAGGGUAGAAUAGAUGCUUAUAGAGUAAGUCGGAAGGCUAAAUGAACUACUUCCCGUCAUCCUAUCGAACUUAAACUUGACACAUAGACUCGUUGCCAAUGACAACGAAUGCUUUCAAUUUUUUCAGCCCGACCUCCCCACCCCAACCCUAAAAAAUCUGAUUUUCAAGGUUGGAAAAGAGGGGGGGGGGAUGUUAACGCAUUAUUAAAUGGGUGUGUGUUUUGGUGUGGAGAUUAAAUGUGUAGCCGUUGCUAUGUGUUUUUCAUUUGUGACGUAUUUGGGUGUGCAGUUUUUGCCAAUGACAACGAAUGCUUUCAAUUUUUUCAGCCCGGCCUCCCCACCCCAACCCUAAAAAAUCUGAUUUUCAAGGUUGGAAAAGAGGGGGGGGGGGAUGUUAACGCAUUAUUAAAUGGGUGUGUGUUUUGGUGUGGAGAUUAAAUGUGUAGCCGUUGCUAUGUGUUUUUCAUUUGUGACGUAUUUGGGUGUGCAGUUAGUAUUAUUUUUUUUACUAUAUAGUAUAGUGCAUUCAAAAAAGAAAUUUGACGCGAAAUUUUAACGUGUGAACUGAAAAAAAGAUUCGACCAAAUUCCCAUUCAAUUAAAUUUCUGUCGAUCAAUUUUCCGUUGAAGAAAUUUCUUUUGAUCAAAUUUCCGGUAACAGUUUCAGCCAUAUCCUCAAACCCAAAACAUUUAUUAUAAUUAUCGCGUUUGAAGUGUUGUAGAAAUGUUUAAAAAAAACAAAAAACUAUAUGAUUAACUUUUAAUUUGGCUGAAAUUGCCCUCUCACCUUAAGUGUUUUCUUUCAUCCGUCUCAUCAGGGGGACUCAGGGGGUCCACUCAUGUGCUUAUCCAAGGGUCGCUACUUUCUCUACGGCGUCACAUCCUUUGGCAAGUACUGCGGCUUUCGUUACUACCCAGGAGUCUACGCAAGAGUCAACCAUCCGAGCAUCUUGGAUUUCAUCAACUCGGUCAGGAGCAGCUAACUCGCAGCUUCUAACAUAGUUACCAACAACAUCGUUGCUAGGGGAAAGGACGCCAUGCUUGUUUUAUUUAAAUAAUGAAAUAACUUUGGUGGGUAUUAAUACUGAGAGGUGUCUAUGGGGAUUACGAGCAUGAAAUGAAAAUUUUAAGGAAUUGAAAAUCUGAAUUUCGAAUCUAGUUUAUACCAGAACCUGUUCGCGAGGACGCUUGGACUAGAGUCACGUGUUCAGAGGAGUUCUUUUUUUUUGAAUGGUGCUAGGAGCACCGGUGCAUAAAACGUUACUUCUGUCUCCAUCGCACAAUUUCCUUGCUUCGUACAUCCCUCGUACAUAUUGAGAAACAUUUUCCUCAUGGAAAUAACCGAGAGGCACCCCAAAGGGGGGGGGGGGCAGACAUCGGGGAUUGUAAAUACUUGUGGACGCAACUGAUCUCUGUUUUACUAAACUAUUUUUGAAUGCUUUACAUAUUUUUUUGUUUUUGGGGGAUCAUAACCUUAAAACAUACACAAAAAAAAAAAAGUUUUUCAGUGGCGGAACCUAUUUUUUUAAAAAUGAAAAAACCGGGGGGGACCCCAAAGGGGGGGGGGGGGCAGACAUCGGGGAUUGUAAAUACUUGUGGACGCAACUGAUCUCUGUUUUACUAAACUAUUUUUGAAUGCUUUACAUUUUAUUUUGUUUAUGGGGGAUCAUAACCUUAAAACAUACACACAAAAAAAAAGGUUUUUCAGUGGCGGAUCCUAUUUUUUUAAAAAAUGAACUUGGACCCCGAUGAAAGAGUGAUGGCAUAGGAGGAUUGGAGGGUUGGGGUGAGUUGAAUGGGGGAGUCUGCCCCCCCUCCAAUUAUAAGUCAAUUAUAAUUGUACAACCCUGGUGAUAAUUAUGAAUUAAGGGUUGAUUUGUUUAACAUGUACGUUAAUUUUUAUUAUUGUGUUGUACACAAUGCUCUCUUUGCUCAAAUUACUAUGUACACCGCCUCCCGAUUUCAUACUCAUGUACAUACAGUCAGUGAUGUAGUAAUACACCUCUUGCAUGCUCAAAACCUUUCUUCUCUAUGACGCAAGGGUCAUCAUGCACGCUCAAGACAUGUCAGUGACAUAAUACACAUCUCUCAUGCUCAAGACAUAUCAGUGACAUAAUACAGAUCUCUCACGCUCAAGACGUGUCAGUGACAUAAUACACAUCUUUCAUGCUCAAGACAUGUCAGUUACAUAAUACACAUCUUGCAUGCUAAAAAAACAACAAAUAUGACAUGCUCAUAACAUUGUGGCAUCCGUUGUGGGUCACAUUGGUAACAGAAGUAAAACACGUUCUGGUCCCUGGUUGUGUUGUCUUGUGUUGUUAUUCAAAGCAGUCACGUAAUCCUGUUUCUUAAUAUGUUUUUAAACCCCGCGGCUUGUACGCGACUGUACAACUUUCAGCCACAUCAUUGGAACUGUACGGCCUUUAGAAUCUGUGCUCGGAAAUCGUUGAGUCGCUUGUUGAAAUGUCUGUACAACUUUCAGCCACAUCAUUGGAACUGUACAGCCUUUAGAAUCUGUGCUCGGAAAUCGUUGAAUCGCUCAUUGAAAUGUCGAUGCUGUUGUCCAGUGUACAUAUAUUUUCUUCAUCUUUACGACAGCAAUUUGAAAAAAGAAAAAGAAAAAGAAAGAUAUAUCUCCGUUAUCCGGAGCAUCGAGGCGAUUGCGAAAUCUGGAAGUAAAGAAUCUAAAUGGCACACAGUAAUGGAUUGUAAACAUGGCUUCACGAAGAGCAUUUUGUCCGAUUGUAUGCAGGUGUUUUCUCUUUGGGCGGGCUCUACCGCAGGACGCUAUAAAACAAACAUUUCCAAUAAAAGGAACUUUGAGUUAGGAUAUUUAGAUGGGUUCACUGGGGACAUUUUCGUUUAUACCUCCACCACACACCCCCCUCUAUUUAUGUGGGCUCACUGGUGCGUGUCGACUGUCUCUUGGCAGUUAAGUUUAUAUCUUUACUCCUUUCGCCGCACAACACAUACCCACAGUGGCAUAGAAAAACAACCAUUUCGUAAUAAAUGACGAUGUCGAUAGGACGAAAUGUUUGCUCAAUGUUAUGCACAUCAGAUCUCAUGACGUAUUGGUAAAUUUAAGCAUUCAAUGUUGUGCACAUCAGAUCUCAUGACGUAUUGGUAAAUUUAAGCAUUCAAUGUUGUGCACAUCAGAUC